Salvelinus sp. IW2-2015 is the source of this 1394-nucleotide messenger RNA. Its product is annotated as CD151 antigen-like. The record is from RefSeq and is a predicted model, not a curated record. Gene Ontology annotation, biological process: cell migration. Lineage: Eukaryota; Metazoa; Chordata; Actinopteri; Salmoniformes; Salmonidae. Gene Ontology annotation, cellular component: plasma membrane.
CCACCUCUCUCUUUCUCCGACAGCAUGGGGGCACCAGCGACAGCGUACGACGAGAAGAAGGAAACAUGCGGAACCGUCUGUCUGAAGUACCUCCUAUUCACAUUCAACUUCCUCUUCUGGCUGGCAGGGGGCGUGGUGAUGGCGGUGGGCAUCUGGACGCUGGUGGAGAAGAGCGACUACAUCAGCCUGCUGUCCUCCGCGACCUACGCCGCCUCCGCCUACAUCCUGAUCCUAGCCGGGGCCAUCGUCAUGGUGACGGGAGUGCUGGGCUGCUGCGCCACCUUCAAGGAGCAGAGGAGGCUGCUGAGAGUGUACUUUGUCCUGCUGCUGUGUGUCUUCCUGCUGGAGAUCCUCGCCGGUGUCCUGGCCUACAUCUAUUACCAGCAGCUCAAUGAGGAGCUGAAACAGAACCUGCGGGAGACCAUGGUGCAGAAGUACAGGCAGCCAGAGCAGGAGCACAUCACCAAAGCAGUGGACAAGCUGCAGCAGGAAUUUAAGUGCUGUGGCAGCAACAGCUCGUCGGACUGGGGCGAGAGCGUGUGGAUCCGCACCAAUGAGGCGGAUGGCAGGUUGGUGCCGGACAGCUGCUGUAAGACCCAGACGCUGGGCUGCGGCCACAGGGACCACCCAUCAAACAUCUACAAGGUGGAGGGGGGUUGUAUCACUAAACUGGAAAACUUCAUUUUGGACCACCUGAAGAUCAUUGGAGCGGUGGGCGUGGGCAUCGCCUGUGUACAGAUUGUGGGGAUGGUGUUUACUUGCUGUCUAUAUCGGAGUUUGAAGGCAGAGCCCUACUGAGAGUAGAACACGAAGAGAAGGAAAAGAGAGGGAGGGGUCUAGUCUCUGCCACCCAGUGUCAUCAUAUUCCAGCAACCCGUUUAGUCAUGGGAUCUACCACUGCCAUGCAAACAGAAGAUGACGAUAUGUGUAAUGGUCUAGGAUGCACUUAUGAUAGUGUCUCUCAAUCCAUUCCUUGGGGGGACCAUUUUGGUUCUAGCCUAGCACUAACUCCCCUGAUUCAACAAAUCAAGGGCUUGAUUUGUUGAAUCAGUUGUAUUGAGCUAGAAUUCCUAAGGGGGUCCCCACUUGAAAUGGAGAAUCAGAUUUAGGCAAGCCGUUACAUGCUAUCGGAUCUACAAAGCUCUAUAUUUUGGUAGUGUGCAGCAACAGAGCAGUUGGUGUAACCUAGUGUGAUGUAAAAGAUCAGUGGACCAAAAUGGCCCGUGCAUGAAAACAGCUUGCCUUAACAUUGCAAUAUUCAUGACUGUGGCUUAAUGAGCGAGAACUGACCUCUGGGGCCGAUUACCAUAGCAACACAUGUUCUUUAUACAGCAAGUAGCUAUUUAUACAUCUACACACGCCUUUUACACUGUUUCUCUCAACUUUUUAAUUAU